AUGUCCGGAGCACGCCCAUUCCCUCGAAAGACUGUCGCCGCCGUUAUUGUGGUUGGUGUGAUUGGACUAUGUGCUGCUCGAAGAGCCUCAUUCCGCAAUGAAGGAUUUGCAGAGUCCCCAAAGCCCUGUGGAGGUCCUGGAGGUCAUGGUGGCCCAGGUGGGCGCGGUGGACCUGGUUUCGGCUCUGGGGGAAGAAUGGGCUUUCACACUCUACGCCUAGAAAGUUCCCAGCAAGUGAACGACAACACCAAACGUCUGCGCUUCCAAUUACCAGACCCAGCCUCGAACGCGGGUCUCUGCUUGGCCUCAUUCAUUCUCACGUUCCAUAAGCCACAAGACGCCUGGUUUCCCGUAAUUAGGCCCUAUACCCCAAUUAACAAUUUCGAUGAGCCAGGGUACAUUGAGCUCCUGGUCAAGAAAUAUCCCAAUGGCAGAGCAAGCGGAUAUCUGCACUCUCUCCAACCUGGUGAUACACUGAAAAUUCGAGGACCUAUGCCGGGUUACAGAUGGAAAACAAAUGAAUUCGAGCACGUCAACCUCAUCGCUGGCGGUGCCGGCAUUACUCCUAUGUAUCAGCUAAUCCAAGGAAUGCUGAACAACCCCGAGGACAAAAGCAAGAUCAAACUGAUUUUCGGUGUCAACACCGACAAGGAUCUUAUCAUGAAGAAAGAACUCGAUGCGUUAGAACAGAAGUUCUCCGAUCGUCUUAAGAUUGUAUAUACAGUCUCAGACCCGGUUAAGGGUUCCCCGUUUAUUAAGGGCAGGAUCACCAAGGAGUUACUAGAAAAGGAAUUACUAGGCCCGAAAGAUAGCAAGGCUACCAAGAUCUUUCUAUGUGGGCCUCCCGCUAUGGAGGUGUCAAUUUUUGGAAGUAAAGGUUGGACUUCGAGCAAGAAGGGAGUCCUCGAGGAACUUGGUUAUGCCGCAGACCGGAUUCACAAGCUUUGA
Messenger RNA from Penicillium concentricum, 948 nucleotides. Its product is annotated as cytochrome b5 reductase family protein. The coding region runs from base 1 to 948 and encodes 315 amino acids. The record is from RefSeq and is a predicted model, not a curated record. Gene Ontology annotation, biological process: ergosterol biosynthetic process. Gene Ontology annotation, molecular function: cytochrome-b5 reductase activity, acting on NAD(P)H. The transcript has 3 exons. NCBI's taxonomy places the organism in Eukaryota, Fungi, Ascomycota, Eurotiomycetes, Eurotiales, Aspergillaceae.